Molecule: messenger RNA, 363 nt
Organism: Cadophora gregata
Lineage: Eukaryota; Fungi; Ascomycota; Leotiomycetes; Helotiales; Ploettnerulaceae
Exons: 2
Coding region: 1-363 (120 amino acids)
Source: RefSeq, a predicted model, not a curated record
AUGCCCCUCCUCUCCCACCUCGCUGUCUCCGUCCUAGCAGCCGAACAUGUCUACAUCAUGGUGCUAGAGAUGUUCCUCUGGACUACACCGCGUGGAAUGAAAGCUUUCGGAAUGAAGAAGGAGUUUGCGGAGAAGACGAAGACGUUGGCUGCCAAUCAGGGUCUGUACAACGGCUUCCUAGCCGCCGGUCUCUUCUGGGGCCUCAUCCACCCCGUCCCAGAAGUGAGCAGGCAACUCAGCCUCUUCUUCUCCAGCUGUGUGCUGGUAGCUGGUAUCUACGGUGGAGCCACUGCGAACAAGAAGAUUUUGUUCGUGCAGGGCGUGCCCGCUUUGGCGGCUGUUGCGGCGGUGCUUUUCUCGUGA